Molecule: messenger RNA, 687 nt
Organism: Exserohilum turcica Et28A
Lineage: Eukaryota; Fungi; Ascomycota; Dothideomycetes; Pleosporales; Pleosporaceae
Exons: 3
Coding region: 1-687 (228 amino acids)
Biological process (GO): import into nucleus
Cellular component (GO): cytoplasm
Source: RefSeq, a predicted model, not a curated record
AUGGCAACGGCAGUACUCUCUGGCAGCACCGGCCUUGUCGGCUCCAACAUCCUUUCGACACUGCUCGCUCACCCGGGCUUCUCCUCCGUCUACGCCUACACCCGGCGCGAACUGCCCAAUCCCAACGGCUCGACCAAGCUCCAACCCAUACAGUCUGCCGACACAUCCGCAUGGAAGGCCCAGUUCCCCUCGGCGCAGCAACCCAAGAUAUGCUUCAAUGCCCUAGGCACCACGCGCGCACAAGCCGGAGGCGUCGAAGCGCAGCGUAAAAUCGACCACGACCUAGCUCUGGAGCUGGCCCAGGCGGCUAAAGCAGCCGGCACAGAUGUCUACGUGCUCAUUUCGUCCAACGGCGCAAAUCCCAAUUCGUAUUUUGCGUAUCCCAAGAUGAAGGGCGACUUGGAGGAGGCGGUCAAGGGCCUGGGCUUCAAGCAUACCGUCAUUGUGCGCCCAGGCCUGAUUGUCGGGGAGAGGAGCGAUAGUAGGCCGGCGGAGGCGGCGCUCAGGAGCUUGGCCAAGGGCUUGAAGGGUCUCGCGGGGAGUGGCAAGCUGACGGAUUGGUGGGCGCAGGAUGCUGGGAUGAUUGGGAGGGCGGCUGUGGAGGCGGGAGUGAGAUACUUCCCCUUCUACGCCGUCAUCCUCGGCUGGCCCGUCGCCGCCGCCUGGUACUUCAACGGCAACAUGUGA